Molecule: messenger RNA, 480 nt
Organism: Sphaeroforma arctica JP610
Lineage: Eukaryota; Ichthyosporea; Ichthyophonida
Exons: 1
Coding region: 1-480 (159 amino acids)
Source: RefSeq, a predicted model, not a curated record
AUGUUGGACCCUCAAUCUGGCGUAGAAUUGAAUCUUGAUAUCGUACAACCCCUUACUCGGCAUGGUAUUGUGCUGUGUAUUGUGAAUGCACCGACAUUCCUAGAGAUAGUGGAUACCAUUCGCAACGCACCAAAAACGCACCCAUUUCCAUACCGACAUAUAUUGCCUAGUGAACUAGUACCUACCUUAUACAAGAUGGCGAUAAAGGAUCCUAUCGAGAUCAUAGUAACACUCUCUCUGUGUGGUGGGACCUUGGCUAUGGAUGGUGCAACUGUAAUGAGAGAAGAACUUAUCAACAUAGUGGGGAAGCUCGGGGAUCGCGAUAGUCCCUUGCCAUAUGCCAGUCUGAAUAACAAGCCAUAUACAUCCUUGGGCGAGAAGAAGACCGAACAGUUGUAUGCUGAUGCCGUAGUCCACGUCGUAAAACGGCUGCCUUAUGGUAUGGUGGCAGAUACUUGUUCGUAUUUGUGUCUGAUAUAG